CAUUUUUUAAACAACAACAAUAAUCAUUACUUGGAAUCCAUAUAUAGCCUCCCAAUUAUAGAGUGAGAACCCCCUCUUCCACAGUGCCUAAAUUUCCUCCCAGCACCACCAAUUUUUCUCUUGCUAUUUUUUUCUCUUUUCCUUUUUUUUGUCCUGUUGUUUCGUUUCUUGUAAUAGUCCUAGCUAAAUAAUACCAAAAACAUAUAUACAAACGAUGAAGAAAAGAGGAAAACAAAUUAUGUCAAGGCUUAAAGUUGAUCAACUUGACCAAUUAAAGGACAUAUUUUCAAGAUUUGACAUGGACGAUGAUGGUAGCCUAACUCAUUUAGAGCUAGCUGCACUAUUGCGUUCAUUGGGGCUAAAGCCAAAUGGGGACCAAAUUCAUGUUCUAUUAGCCAACAUGGAUUCUAAUGGAAAUGGUGCUGUGGAAUUUGAUGAACUUGUCAAUGCCAUUAUGCCUGACUUAAUUAAUGAAGAAAUGUUGGUAAAUCAGGGGCAGCUUUUGGAAGUUUUUCGUUCGUUUGAUCGCGAUGGAAAUGGUUACAUUACGUUGGCUGAGUUGGCAGGAUCAAUGGCUAAAAUGGGACAGCCAUUGUCAUAUCGCGAACUUACUGAGAUGAUCAAAGAGGCUGAUGUUGAUGGAGAUGGUGUUAUUAGUUUUAAUGAAUUUGCAACUGUUAUGGCUAGGUCUGCUGCGGAAUUUCUUGGCAUCCCAAUUUCAUAACCAUAGUGAAGCUUUGAUGGUUUGAUAUUUGUAUCAAUCAGCUGUACAAAUCUCAUAAUUGAAUUGGUAUCAAUGCGCUGAGCAUCUUAAGUUAUUGUGAAUAGUUUUGGGCUGUUUUGAGUCUAUCAAUGUUUUAUUUUGAAUUUUACUUGUUGGUAAGCAUUCAUACGUAGAUUGAAGCUAACUCCCCCAUUCCCUGCUCCUCGGCCCGGUUUCUGACUCUUUUCUCCCCUUGAGAGAAAGGAAAAAAUAUGUCUACCUGUAUUUUCCUUGGUUCAACUCUUGGCUAUUCAAAUACAUCUAUUAUUGAAUUAGCUGGCUAGCUGCUGGACUUCUUCCUCUAUAACUUCCUAGUUCCCAUUAAGGUAAAGCUGGAUGGAUUUCUUGGGGCGACUCUUGAUUAACCUUACUAAAUAUUCUUACA
Molecule: messenger RNA, 1148 nt
Organism: Lycium ferocissimum
Lineage: Eukaryota; Viridiplantae; Streptophyta; Magnoliopsida; Solanales; Solanaceae
Product: probable calcium-binding protein CML15
Exons: 1
Coding region: 215-724 (169 amino acids)
Molecular function (GO): calcium ion binding; enzyme regulator activity
Source: RefSeq, a predicted model, not a curated record